AUGGGAGAUAGAGUGCCGAAGUAUGCGAUUCUAUCACACACCUGGGUCGAAGACGAGGAGAUCAGCUAUCAAGAGAUGACCAGCCUAGCGAGCGAUCCCGACCACCUCGCCAUCGAAAAAUCAGGGUACCGGAAGAUCUUGGAGACGUGUCGGAAAGCAAAAAGGCAUGACCUCGACUACGCCUGGGUUGAUACAUGCUGCAUCGACAAAUCAAGCAGCGCCGAGCUGACCGAAGCAGUCAACUCCAUGUUCAAGUGGUAUCAGAAGUCCGAAGCCUGUUACGCUUUCCUUGCGGAUCUACCUUCCUAUCGGGAUAAGCACCCGCGAAUGCCUAGCUGUCGAUGGUUUUUCAGGGGUUGGUGCUUGCAAGAGCUCCUGGCACCUCAUAAUCUGCGGUUCUACGAUGCCACCUGGAAGUAUGUCGGAUCUAAAACUGAACUGAAAACCUUGAUCAAUCGGAUCACCCAGAUCGACGAAGAAACGUUGGUAGACAGCCAUCGCCUCUACGAGGCGCCAGUGGCACAGAGGAUGUCUUGGGCGUCUAACAGGAUAACGACCAGAGAGGAGGAUAUCGCGUACUGCCUUCUAGGCAUCUUCGACGUGAAUAUACCUAUGCUUUACGGCGAGGGCAAUAAAGCAUUCAUUCGUUUACAGGAGGAGAUCAUCAAAAGCUCGAAUGAUCUGUCAAUCUUCGCCCCGGAGGCAAGCUCCCGUGGAACCUCGACGACUGCAGAAAAUUACUGUGACUUGUUUGCCAGAUCACCUAAGGCAUUCGAUUCCUGUGGACUAGUACGAGCCAAUGGUAGCGAACUUGUGUCAGGCGACUCAGACCAGUCCUUUACGAUGACCAACAAUGGUCUGUAUUUCAGAGAGGCCCACUUCGCAGUCACGUUCCACAAGUACAUUCUUUCUCUCAACUGUACCGUGGUUGAUACGGCUGGUAGGGGGUUUCCUCUUCACAUGGUUCUGCAAAAGAUCGGUCCUGCCCGUUUUGUGCGGACGGCCUACCGUCGCGACCGUUCGCCCGGCAGUCACGAAUAUCACCACACCGAAGAAGCUUACAUAAUCACCCACGUCAAGCCAUCGACUCGGAAACUUCUCGAUGCUUCUUACGAAGGGUCAGUCUGGAUCGGCUGCGAACGAAGCCACACGCACGAUGAUCAAAGAAACGCUCUACGAUCUGCAACCCCCCAAAACCGGUGGGACUUCGCAAAUCACAGGUUCAUCACCGCUGGCACAGAGAGCUUCGAAGGUUACCUGAUGGUAUUCCCUGGGGCCCUGGGGUACGCAGUCGAGAUGAGAGGGCCGCAAUUCUUUUACCUCGUCUGCGGCGUCACGUUGACGAAGUGGGGGAAACCUACAGCCUGGGUACGUCUCCGCUCGGUUGAAGACUGGACGAGGGCGGAGCAAAGUCAGGGGGAGAUGGCCAGCAAACUUGCAAACCGGCCAAUGUAUGGAAGUAACUAUACUCUCGACAUGCCCAGGCUGCGAAUGAAUCGCUGCAUGGUCACAGCGACUAUACGACCCCAUCCAGAUAAGUACGCUGCUUUCAACGUUCAUCUCGCUUUCGCGCCCAUCGCCGAUUCAAGCAUCGCCGAAGCAUUCGAUGUAUCUGUACAAGCAGAAGGAAAGGGUAAGGGAAGUGGGUGGCGGGUAUUUCCUCGGCUCAGAUAUACAUAA
Anthostomella pinea is the source of this 1680-nucleotide messenger RNA. The record is from the annotation of a GenBank genome assembly. NCBI's taxonomy places the organism in Eukaryota, Fungi, Ascomycota, Sordariomycetes, Xylariales, Xylariaceae.